AUGAAAAAUCAUUUGGACACUAUUAAGGAAUAUAAAGACAGUGACGGUACUCCAGACGUGUCACACAAGGAACAAUUGGUAUUCGUUAUAAGAUAUGUUUUUGAAAAUGCUGGGACUUGGGAUAUACAAGAACGAUUUCUAACAAUGGUUGACUAUGAAAAAAAAACAGGAGCUGAUAUUGCAAACAAAAUAGAAGAAAUUUUAGUUGAAUGCAAUUUAGAUUUAGCACUAUGCAGGGGUCAAGGUUAUGAUAAUGCAGCAAAUAUGUCUAGCAAAUACAACGGCGUGAAAAGUAAAAUAAUAGAGAAGUAUCCUCAAGCUUUGUUCUCACCAUGUAGUGCUCACUCUUUAAAUCUAUGUGGAGUACAUGCGAUGGAAACCAGCCUAGAAGUAAAAACAUUUUUUGGAAACAUUCAAAAGCUAUACAACUUUUUUUCUUGUAGUCCAUCAAGAUGGAAGAUACUUCAAGAAACUGCUGGUCUUUCACUACAUUCAAUAUCAACUACUAGAUGGAGUGCCAGAAUUGAUGCUGAUAGUCCAUUAUCUAAAAAUUAUUCCAGUAUUCUAAAUUCACUUGAUCGUGUUAAAAAUAAAAUUAAUCUACCUGCAGAUAAUCAAGCAGAAGCAGUUGGUCUAAUUUCAUGGUUACAUUCCUUUGAAUUUAUAUUGUUAACAAAUAUCUGGUACAAGAUUCUUCAGUGUAUUGAUGAUCGUAAUAAAAUUCUUCAAAGCAAAAAAACUUCAAUAGAUGAAAGUUCGAUGCAUUUUCAACAAUUAGCUACAGAAAUUCAACAGAUAAAAGUCUCUUGGAAUGAUUUAUUACUGGAGUCUCAAUCAGUAGCUUCCGCUUUGAAUUUAACGACAGAAUUUAGAUUAACUUCAAGAGUUCGAAGAAAAAAACAUUUUCACGAUGAUAUUUUAGAUGAACAGCCUUUCCAUGAUAUUGAAAACAAAUUUAAAGUUGAAGUGUUUGUAACCGUAUUAGAUAGGCUUUUAUCAGAUAUUUAUGGUAUUCAAGCAAGUAUGGAGAAAAUAACAAGCACAUUUUCUUCAAUAAUCAGUCCACCAGAUACAGAAGAACCAAGUGCUGAAUAUUUCAAGGCUCAAGCUGAUAUAAUUUCAAGUGUAUAUCCUAAUGACGUGUGUGCUAAUGUAUUAAAAGAGGAACUACGAAUUUAUUUCAAAAUACACAAAGUAUCAACAAUUAUUUUUAACGAUAGCGAAAUUGCAUCGAUUUCUAUUCUUAAUCAAAUAAAUAAGAAAGGACUUCAAAAUAUACUACCUCAAAUAUGUAUUUGUCUUCGAAUACUUUCUACCAUUCCCACGUCUGUGUCAACGGGAGAAAGAUCUUUCAGUAAACUGAAAUUAAUAAAAAGUUAUUUACAUUCAACUACAGAAGAAAACCGCUUAAAUCAUUUAAUACUUCUCUCCAUCGAACACAAGUUGGCAAAGACUCUAGAUUAUGAUGAUGUUAUAGACAGCUUUGCUGAAAAAAAAGCUAGGAAAAAGGUGUUCUGA
Molecule: messenger RNA, 1518 nt
Organism: Myzus persicae (green peach aphid)
Lineage: Eukaryota; Metazoa; Arthropoda; Insecta; Hemiptera; Aphididae
Product: zinc finger MYM-type protein 1-like
Exons: 2
Coding region: 1-1518 (505 amino acids)
Molecular function (GO): protein dimerization activity
Source: RefSeq, a predicted model, not a curated record